This is a messenger RNA of Lasiodiplodia theobromae, 966 nucleotides long. RefSeq names its product C6 zinc finger domain-containing protein. Gene Ontology annotation, biological process: regulation of transcription by RNA polymerase II. Gene Ontology annotation, molecular function: DNA-binding transcription activator activity, RNA polymerase II-specific. The transcript has a single exon. NCBI's taxonomy places the organism in Eukaryota, Fungi, Ascomycota, Dothideomycetes, Botryosphaeriales, Botryosphaeriaceae. The record is from RefSeq and is a predicted model, not a curated record. Bases 1 to 966 code for a protein of 321 amino acids.
AUGGGCACCCUCGUCAACCUAAACACCCACCUCACGCCCCCGCGCCUCGCCAACCCCGACCCGGGCGCCACCAGCGGCCCCCCCAUCUUCACCAUCGAAGACAUGCAGCUCUUCCACCAAUACACGACGGCGACGUAUGCCACGCUCGACACGUCCCCCGCACAAUACCCCAUCUGGCAGCGCGCCGUCAUCGACGUCGGCUUCGAGCACGCGUUCGUGCUGCGCGGCAUGAUGGCGUUGUCCGCGCUGCACCUGGCGACCGGCGGCGGCGGCAACGGCGACAGUGCGGCGGCAAGGCGCUGGGUCGCGAUAUCGUCGGCGAACCUCAACGUCGCGCUGACGCAGUUCCGGCAGCUGCUCGAGGCGGGGGUAGAUGACAGGAAUUGCGUGGCUGUCUUCGCGUUCUCGGCGACGAUCGUGGUGCAUGCGUUGGCGGCGGGGCAGGCGCAAGCGGCAGCCGAUCCGGUGGCCGAGAUGAUCCAGUGCGUGCGCAUGGUUAAGGGCGUGACGUGGGCGGUGCUGUCGAAGUGGGCGGAGCUGCUGGGGUCGGUGGUGGGGCCGCUGGUUGCGAACGGGUUGAGGAGGGGGGUCAGCGCUGAGAUUGACGAUGUGGCGGUGCUAAGGGAGAUGGUCGAGGAGGAGUGUGUGGGCGAGGCGGCGGCCGAGGAGCGCGAGGUCUGUGGUGGCGCGGUGGACUUUCUAUGCGAGGUGGCGCGCGAGGGGAGAGGGUGUCCGCCUGGGGACUCGGUGCUGGGCAUCGUGUUUAGUUGGCCGGUGUUGUUGCCGGAGGCGUUUUUGGGGUUUCUUGCCGAGCGGAGGCCCGUGGCGUUGGUUAUUCUGUUGCAUUAUACGGCGUUGAUGGAUCAGAGUGGGGACUUUUGGUGGAUGAGCGGGUGGCAUCAGCGGGUAAAGGAGUUUGUAGAUCCGUUUUUACCUGAAAGGAUAAAAAAGUGGGUUCCCGAGUGA